This is a messenger RNA of Menidia menidia (Atlantic silverside), 3983 nucleotides long. NCBI's taxonomy places the organism in Eukaryota, Metazoa, Chordata, Actinopteri, Atheriniformes, Atherinopsidae. The record is from the annotation of a GenBank genome assembly.
AAGUCUUGAAGAAUAACUCAUUGAUCAAUCUCCACCAAGACCUAGAGUUGGUCCGUUGUAACCAUCCAAAGAACUAACUCAAGGAAAACGAGUACACAACUCCUUAGACGUUAUUUUUUGUUUUCAUUUGGACGAACAAACAGGGCAGCUGCAAUGUGGAUUCAGGUGCGCACAAUGGAUGGGAAAGAAACCCACCGGGUGGAUUCCCUGUCCAAACUGACCAAGGUGGACGAGCUUCGUCUCAAAAUCAUGGAGCUGUUCAAAGUUGAGCCAGAGAGACAGAGACUUUUCUAUCGUGGCAAGCAGAUGGAAGAUGGCCAUACCAUAUUCGACUAUAACGUUGGCCUAAACGACAUAGUGCAGCUACUUGUUAGGCAGAAGAUGCCUCCUGCUGAUGUCGUCAAAAGCAAGGACAAAGAGGCUGAGCUCUCAGACUCCGAUUCUGGCUGUGGUUCAACCCAAAGCGAGUCUGACAAGAACUCAACUCACGGGGAAGUGGAGAGUCAGACCGCUGGAACUUCAGCCCAGACAAACACCCCAGAGCUUGUCUAUCCAGGAUUUGGAUUUUAUAAGAUCAAUGACCUGGUGGAUGCCAGAGACUUAAACAUGGGAGCAUGGUUUGAGGCCCAGGUUGUGAAUGUCACAAAGACGACAAAAACGCCCAAAGAAGCAGAUGCAGAGCUAGCUGAGGAGGAGAUCCUGUACCAUGUCAAAUAUGAAGAUUACCCAGAGAAUGGAGAGAUUCAACUGCUGGCUAAAGAUGUUCGCCCCCGAGCCCGUACGGUGUAUCAGUGGCACCAGCUGGAGCCAGGAAUGGUUGUUAUGGUCAACUACAACCCGGAUGACCCAAAGGAACGUGGAUACUGGUAUGAUGCUGAAAUCCAGAAGAAGAGGGAGACGCGUACCGUACGAGAGAUCUACGCCAAGAUCCUGCUUGGUGAUGCUGGUGACUCUCUUAAUGACUGCCGGAUCAUGUUCCUGACUGAGAUCUACAAAAUUGAGGAGCCUGGAUCUUUGGCAGAUGGCCCAGCUGGAUCUGAGAGUCCAUUAAAAAGAUCAAAUGGACCCGAGUGCAAGCAUUGUAAAGAUGAUCCCGAAAAAAACUGUCGCUUGUGUAACUGCCACAUCUGUGGCAUCAAGCAAGAUCCUGACAAACAGCUGCUGUGUGACGAGUGUGACAUGGCGUUUCACACCUACUGUCUGAAUCCUCCUCUUACCUCCAUUCCCGAAGAUGAGGACUGGUAUUGCCCAGGAUGCCGUAAUGACGCAAGUGAGGUUGUGCUGGCCGGAGAGAAGCUGAAGGAGAGCAAGAAAAAAGCCAAGAUGGCUUCUGCAAGUUCAUCUAGCCAGAGAGACUGGGGCAAGGGAAUGGCAUGUGUGGGUCGAACCAAGCAGUGCACCAUUGUUCCGUCCAACCACUAUGGCCCAAUCCCGGGUGUUCCAGUUGGCUCCCUUUGGAAGUUCAGAGUGCAGGUCAGCGAAUCUGGUGUCCACAGGCCUCAUGUUGCUGGAAUUCAUGGUAGAAGCAAUGAUGGAGCCUACUCUCUGGUCCUGGCUGGGGGUUAUGAAGAUGAUGUGGAUGACGGUAAUGAGUUCACCUAUACUGGCUCAGGAGGCCGAGAUCUGUCCGGAAACAAGAGAACUGCCGAGCAGUCAUGUGACCAAACCCUUACCCACAUGAACCGAGCUCUAGCUCUCAACUGCAACGUCCCUGUCAAUAAUAAAAAUGGAGCUGAGUCCAAGAACUGGAAGGAAGGCAAACCGGUCAGAGUUGUGCGGAGCUGCAAGGGUCGCAAGCACAGUAAAUACUGUCCUGAAGAGGGGAACAGAUAUGAUGGAAUAUACAAGGUGGUUAAGUACUGGCCAGACAAGGGAAAAUCUGGCUUCUUGGUAUGGAGGUACCUGCUGAAGCGUGACGACGAUGAGCCAGCGCCUUGGACCAGAGAUGGCAAAGAGCGCAUCAAGAAGCUUGGCAUCACCAUGCAGUAUCCUGCAGGCUACCAGAAAGAGAAGGAGAACAAAAACGAAGUGGAGGAUGAGGCGGAGGCGACACCGAGCAAGGCAAAGAGGAAGAGAAAGAGUCAGGGCACUGAAACACCCAAGACCUCGUCACCCAGGUCUAAGAAGAUCAAAGUGGAAGUGUUCAAGCUUUCCCAGGAGCAGAAAGCCCUCAUUAAGAAUGACAAACUAAACAAGAAGCUGUGGGAUGAAGCCAAGGAGUCCCUGUCACUUGGGCCGAAAUUCCUCAACAAAGUUGAAGAAGUUUUCCUCUGCAUCUGCUGCCAAGAAGUGGUCUACCAGCCCAUCACCACAGAGUGCCAACACAAUGUGUGCCGGGAAUGCCUUCAGCGGUCUUUUAAGGCAGAGGUGUACACCUGCCCGGCCUGCAGACAUGACCUGGGCAAAAACUACUCCAUGUCUGUCAACAAACCUCUGCAAGACAUUCUUAAUCAGUUUUUCCCCGGGUACAGCAAUGGGCGAUGAUCACUGGUGCUGCUUCCUACGAUGUUGAGGAUAUGAGAUGAAAACCACAAGGGGCAUUUUCAGUAGGGACAAUAAAAAAACACAAAACAAAAAAAAACAUUUUUUUCUUAAUAUAUUUCAAUGAUUAUAAAGCUACAAUAUUUUUGGACUGAGAUGCUCCCUUUUCCCACAAUAAAUCUGCCAUGUUGUACUUUCAAUGGAAAAAUUGAGAACUGGUUUGGAACAGACUGUAACUUUACUCCAUUAAUGGAAUCAGUCUUUCUCUCUUGUCCGUUUUUAAAAAAAACUUUUUUUUUUUUUUUUAACCCCGCUUGUUUUGUUUUAAUUACUGCUAAUGUUGUGUAUAAUUUUUAAUUGUGCUUUUCUUUCGUUACAUCCCUCUUUUGGCCCUCAUUAAGGGAGUUUUAAUCCAAAAGUAGUGAUUCCGUUUCCCGUAAGUUGAGUGGAGAAGCUUUUGUAGGAGGCCGUAUAUGAAAGGCUAUUACACGUGACCUUGAUUUCUGCAUUUUCAUUGGUUGUGGUUGAUCAUUCUGAUGCAAUCAACAAAAAAAAAACCAUUUGAUAAAGUGAUUGGUUUCUUUUCAUUUUUUUUUUAGCAGUAGAUUGCAGUUGCACUUCUGUGAUUGCUUCUUAAAAUGUUAACAUGAUCAAUUCACAAGCAUAAAGUAAAAAGAAGGUAAAGUUUUCCUGCAGUUCAGCACAAGAGGAAGUUUGCGAGAGGUUGUGACAUCAGAAUUUAGAAUUCCUUGCACGUUUCUUGCUGUAUUGGUCAAAUGGUUAGAUUUAUUUUAGUCCAUCAAGAUUCUGAGAAUAUGAUCACUCUUAAUCUGAAUUUGGUCACAAGGCACAAUAGAUUUUAAAAAAAAGUUUUAAUCUGACAAAUUGUCCUUAUUUUGUAUCGAUUUGCAUUCAAAUAGUCCAAAGAUAUGAUGGUGUUCAACCAAGACUGUAAUGUAGAACUUCCAUGUAUCUAGCUCUAUAGAUUUUGUCCCUAACACUCAAUCCUAAUUGAGCCUAGAUACUUCAUUUAUAUCUUGAUAACUUUUUGAUAAAGCUUAAACAUGUACUUUUGUGUUUUAUAAUCUAUUACUGCCAUGCUAUGUCGGGGCCAUUUUUUGUUUUUCCCAAAUGUUCGCUUAUAAAAUUGACCUAAUUUUUAUAAAAAAGAAACAAAUGCUUAUUAAAAGCCGUUCACACACUGUCCCUGAAAUAUGGUAGAAAACUAAGCUGAAUUAAACAAAUUUUUGCCGUUACCUUUAUCCGUUUAUUGAAUGAUAUUUUCUUGAAGCUCACCAGCGAUGUCUCCGAAUGCAAACACUUCCUGUUUUACAGUUGACAAAUAUUUGCAUAGACUGGGAAAUGUAUGUAUAUUUUUUUGAAUUGUAAAAUUGUUUUAGGCCAUUUUAGACUUGUGUAGGUUUAGAAUGCAUUGCACGUUUCAUAGUGCAAAAUAUUGUCCAUACAUUUUCAGUGUUUCUCAAUAAAAAAAGUUAAUUGUG